AUGGUUUACGAACUACCCUUCCAACCGUUUCCAGCAAGUAAGAGUUGGCUCUAAACUGUCUAUGCCAACUGCUGUAAUAUCAGCAGUAGUACAGGGCUCCAUCGUUGGUGCUCUGCUAUUCCUAAAUGCUCAUUAAUGACCUUCCUACCGUUGUAGACCUACCGGCUGAUACUAUCCUCUUUGCCGAUGAUUGUACCCUCAUCUGAUUGUACAUCUCAUCCAAAUAAAAUCAGUGAUUGGCGCAGCUCCAAUCUUAUGACUCUAAACUCAUCAAAAUGCGCGUGGAUGUUCGUUUCCAAUAGCCCUGAUAUGGCAAAUGAUUUCAAAUUUACCUUACCAGAUGGCUCUAACAUAAAGCGCGAGAAAAGCCUUAUUUUACUACGGCUCGAAAUAAGUUGUAAACUGAGAUGGUGAGUUCAUAUAGAAAAUCUUGUUCGAACCUGUCGGCAACGCCUUGGAGCUAUGUACAGACAGUUUAAACAAGCACCCUCUCAUAUUUGUCUUCAAAUCUAUAAGAAUUGUAUGCUCAGUAAGCUAGAUUAUGCCGGUACCUAAUAUGACACCACUUUCACGGCUCAUGUGUCUCGUCUUGAGUCCAUCCAAUAUCUAGCAGCCCAUAUGGUUACUCCAAACUUUUCUACUCCUAGUUAGAAUUUAGUUAGGAGAUUGAAUCUACCUUUACUUCAGGUAAAGCGAAAAUACUUUCGUCUUAUCUAUUUUUUCAAAAUCCUUAACAGCCUCUCUCCUUUAUCUAGACUAAACCUUAUCCAAUACAACCAGUCUAGAAGAUCAAGCCGUCUUAAUCAUUCGGGAACAGUAGAAACUUCCUUUGCUAGAACAGAAACCGUUCUCCAAUCAUUUAUCUGCCAAACAGCCCGAGACUGGAAUUUAACCUUUCCCGAAGCUGUACAGCUCACGAACUAUCUUGAGCUUUAAUCGUUUUAAAAUAAGGUGGCAAAGUUUAUAGAUUCUCAGAACUGUUUUUGCCUUCCCAGUAGAUUGUUUUUGUUUAUGUAAAGAUGUAUAUUUGUGUUCCUUUUUUUGUUUUCACUAUCUAUCAUCUACUUGUGGCUACUAAAAUAUAAAUCAACCAAUCAAAAAAAACCCACUUAGUGGACAAAGUUACCCAACUCUGCCACUUACCUAUUUGGUGUUAUUCUUAUUAUCGUUUUAUCUCGAAGAUAAAACGAUGGAAAGCGAAACUCUUAUCAAACAUAUGAUCCUGAAAACGUUCAAAUAUUAUUUUGAAUCAAAUGUGGGUAUACUUCAAAAAAAAUGUCAUAUUGGUAAGUAAGACUUGCUAAACUCGGAAGAUAACUUCAGAUGCAUAAUGAUGCAGAAAAAAGACCUGUUAAUCGUCAUAUUUUCAUAUCUGAUCCAUGGUAGGAAAUGUAGCGUAUUCAGCAUAUAGCUUAGAAGAAGGUCCGUCAUGGAACUGAACAUAGCUAACAUUGAAAAACACGAAUUCUUUCUAGCUAUAAUCAUUCGAUUCUCAGUUCCAUUCUUCAAACCAUUAAAUCAAACGAAAAGUUUUUGAGAAAAACUUUUCACCCUAUUUUUAAAAAAUCAAUAACACAGAUUGGUUUCGACACACCAAUCUACUGUGGCAAAGACUAGUCAGGUACACCACCUGAGAUAAUGUUUUAAACUUUAUGAUGCAGGAUCAUUUUUUCAGGACUUAGGUACAAGCUGGUAAAAGCCGCAAGCCUCUAUCUCUUUUGUUUGAACUUUUUUCAUAAAACAAGAGGCGCCACUGCUUUUUGAAAUAGAUAAUGGUAGUUUAAUAAACACUUUCCAUGAAGAAACAGCUUUAAAAUAUGACUAAUUUUGACUAGGCCUCAGCUUUACCUGACCCAAAAGUACACGAUUUUAUGUCUCUAGAAGAUAAAGUCGAAGCAGAAAAGUUCAUCGAAGACGAGUUAAACAAAAUGACUAUAUUGCAGUAAGAAUUAAAAUUCACUAGAAUUUAAAAUUCCGCUGGUGGAGAGUAAAAUUUUGAUCUCUGCUAGUGAAAGGUAAACUGCAGAUGCCUACGCAUAGUCUACAGUAUGUAUUCUAGGCAAAGUAGGUUUUAAAGUGUAAGACUGUGCUUACGGACAUCCAGAACGGAAUGAGAACAUCUGAGGAAUUGCAAGAUAUGAAAGUGAGUGAAAAGACAAUAUCCCAUGUGAUAUGGUCGGACACAUUCGUAAAAAGCUGUAAAUAAAACUUAGGAGAGAGAAAAACUUGAGACUACGAGAAAUUGAUGAUUACAGAAGUGCACUCAGUGGUGAUAAAUCUAAAACGUCCCACCCCUAAAGUUAUUAGCAUCCUACUUCCAUAUUCUCCAAACGUUCCAUUUUUGUACUUCCGCAGAAACAAUAUCCAUUUAUCUCGCUCUUCAUUUCUCAAAUCAAAAGUACUUUGUCAGUUGGAAAAUACCGCGUUGCAUCAUCAUCUGAAAUCACUGUUGCGUAUCAUUCUUCUUUCGUUAUAUAGCGUGACAUACUUGUUUUAAUGUUCUCAUAAAUACACAGUACACGAUACAACAACAACAACAGAAAUUAAUAAUCGACAUAAGUAAAAUUGUUUUACAUAAACUAAUUUACAUAAAAAAAUUGUUUUAAUUUAUUUUGAUGAAAAAGAAAAUUGUCAUUCAGCAUUAAAACUUUAUCAGAAAUCAUUAGAAUUCCAUCAAUUAAGGACACCGCGGGCCGGGGGGGGGGGGGGGGGGGGGCGGGGGGGGCGGGGGGGGGGGGGGGGGGGGGGGGGGGGGG
This is a messenger RNA of Didymodactylos carnosus, 2756 nucleotides long. The record is from the annotation of a GenBank genome assembly. NCBI's taxonomy places the organism in Eukaryota, Metazoa, Rotifera, Eurotatoria, Philodinida, Philodinidae.